UGCGUUGACCCUCAAUAAUGUAUAGAACCACAAUGGUUAAAAUUUGGCUUGUAUGUUUUUUGAUUUUAGGUUUUGCCUACCAGUCUUUGGCUACACUUGAGACGUUGCAAGAUGAAGUUACCUUGUUGAAAGGUGCAUUUCAGCGACAAAUAGACGAAUUAACCAAACAGGUUUAUGCUCUGCGCGAAGAGGUUGAUGGUUUGGAAAAAGAAAAUUUUAAAAAGGACCAAGAAAUUGCUGGCUUUCAGGCGAUGUUUGAUAACAUUUUCCAGGCUCAUAGUAAACCACAAAGCGAAAACAAAGCAACCAUAGACAAGAGAGUUUCAACUUCUCCGGUUGCCUUCUAUGCUUGUUUCAACCAGGAUGUUAAUUAUCUAGGACGAAAUCAAAACUUAGCAUUUGAUAGACUAAUCACAGACUCACACGGCCGCUACACCCGAUCGUCUGGAUCCUACAGUAUACCCGUCACUGGGUUUUAUGUUAUAACGUGGGUAACUCCUGUUGUUGGCAAUAUUCCUUUUGAACUGACAGUGAAUGGGAUGCAAAGAGGGCGUACCGACCCUUCCAAUACCGGUAAUGGCGCAAGUCAGAGCACAACUGGAGUAGCGGUCCUGUCAUUGUAUGAGAACGAUGUCGUCUCUAUCCGUACCAAUCCUGGCGCUAGUCCAUCUGGAGUUUUAGUAAACAACCAAUGGCAAGAUUCUUGUUUCUCGCUAUGGAAAAUUUAAAAUACAUUAUUGUUUUUUCUCAAUAAAGUAAGCAUUUGCAGAGAA
This is a messenger RNA of Magallana angulata, 773 nucleotides long. RefSeq lists its product as uncharacterized. Lineage: Eukaryota; Metazoa; Mollusca; Bivalvia; Ostreida; Ostreidae. Bases 18 to 728 code for a protein of 236 amino acids. The record is from RefSeq and is a predicted model, not a curated record. Gene Ontology annotation, molecular function: protein binding. The transcript has 3 exons.